CUCUGUUCAGUCUGUAGAAGACAAUCAAUGUGUCAAUGGUGUUUGACUGACCACGAAACUGAAAGUAUCCCAAGAGAGGAAACUAAAAUACUUCGUACACAAGAUAUAUUAUUAGCGUAUAAACCCUGUUACAUCGUAACUAAAAUGUCCAAAAAAGAAGAAAAUCUUCAACCACCUUGUCCUCCGGUAGUAACCGUUAAAGCAUCCCCAAAACUCCAAGUUUGUUCCUCGGUAGAUUCAAGUAAAAUAUCUCGUACAGUUUGUAUAUAUUUUCAGUCUGAUAAAGAGAUUGUACCUCGAGAAUCCUUUAAUGAAUGGUCUUAUGUAACUGAUGCUACAAUAAUGAAAUCAUGUUCAACUAAAGAAUCAAUGAGUAGUUCAAGCCAAACAAUUAUAACUUCAUUAGAUCAACCAAUUUGUCCAACUUCUGCUAGCUAUCAUAGUACAUUAACUCCACAAGCAGCAAAUGCCUUACAAAUAUUAAAAAAUACAUUUUGUAAUCGAGAAAUUUGUAUUACUUCUUCAAUGCCGACUUCAAAAAAUUAUUCUUUUACUAAUAGUGAAGAAGCGUGUACUAAAUCAACUUGCAAUACAUGUCUGAGUAUAAAUAACAUAAAUAAUAAAAUUAAUGGGCAGAAAAUCUAUUGCACACAACAAAUAUGUAAAAGUUUUUCCAAGUUACAUUUGCCUAAUACAAAUACUUGCAGCAACAAAACUUCUUCUCAUACAUCUAUCAAAUCACAUGGAGAUGGUUUUAAAAUUAUUCCCAUAUCUCUCUCUAAAGACACUUGUAUCUAA
Molecule: messenger RNA, 798 nt
Organism: Eufriesea mexicana
Lineage: Eukaryota; Metazoa; Arthropoda; Insecta; Hymenoptera; Apidae
Exons: 3
Coding region: 28-798 (256 amino acids)
Source: RefSeq, a predicted model, not a curated record